Haliotis rufescens (red abalone) is the source of this 1879-nucleotide messenger RNA. RefSeq names its product NAD-dependent protein deacetylase Sirt6-like. The transcript is spliced from 5 exons. The record is from RefSeq and is a predicted model, not a curated record. Gene Ontology annotation, molecular function: NAD+ binding. Lineage: Eukaryota; Metazoa; Mollusca; Gastropoda; Lepetellida; Haliotidae. Bases 117 to 1418 code for a protein of 433 amino acids.
GCCACCUGUUUAUGGCACAUAGGUUUGUUCUAAAAUUGGAUUUGCUUUUGAUGUUGUCAGCAGAAACUUCAAGGAAAGGCAGUGUCUACAAACAUCCGUAGUUUAUAACUGUGAUUAUGAAGAAAUGUAUGUAUAUUGGUUGUCUCAGUGAAGACAUUUCAAGCAAUGACAAUUAUGUGGAAGUGAAAACGGUCCUUCCAAACGCAGCCGGACUGAAGAAAUUGAAAUCUAAACUGCAAAUAAAAUGGAAACGGAAUGGAGAAGCAGUUUUCCAUCGCACCUGUUGGAACGACUUAUCGAAAUCAUCACGCGCGAGGAAAAAAUAUCCCAAUCUACCAGUUUUGUCAGCAGAAGAAAAAUGUUUGGUGAAGGAAGCGUCAAAGACAGCAGAGUUCUUUGAUUCCGAACAAUCUCUGAAUGAGAAAGCAGCCAAAUGUGCCCAGCUCAUAAAGUCAUCUGAGCAUUGCACUGCAUUCACUGGUGCAGGCAUUUCAACCUCUGCAGGUAUCGGUGAUUAUCGUGGGAAGAGUGGAAAAUGGACGCAACAGGAUCAGGACGCAGUGGACAUGGAUGCAGUGUUGGGGACAUCAGCAGAACCACUUGACGAGGAAGAAGAUGAAGUAGUUGCAAAGAAAUUAAAGAAAUCCGAUAGUCAUGACAAUGAUGUCAAAGAAGAAGUUGAGGAAGAGGAGCCUGGCGGUGUGUCGUAUGAAUCUCUCCGUCCCACCUACACCCACGAAGCCAUGCAGAAACUAGUGGAAAAAGGCUACCUUAAGUAUAUCAUUAGCCAGAAUGGAGAUGGCCUACAUGGCUUGUCAGGAGUACCAGCUGAUAACAUGUCAGAAUUGCAUGGAAAUGUGUUCAUUGAGAUCUGUAACAAAUGUAACACACGCUACAGUAGACCAUACUACACGAUGGAUGACACAGGAAGUCAGUACUACGAGGAAGUUGAGGAUUAUGGGAAGUCAACAGUAUCCAAGCCGCCUCAUGCUAGAAAGUGUGACAGGUGUGGACUAAGUCACCGAACUGGACGCAGGUGUGAAAAAAAGGGCUGCAAGGGACAUCUCAAAGACUCCAUCAUCAACUUUGGUGACCUCCUGGAAGAAGAUAUCCUUGACCGAGCCAAGCAUCAUGCAGAAUGUAGUGACCUCAUGCUGUGUCUGGGGUCCACACUGAUGGUGACCCCUGCGAACUCUCUAGUGGAGAUGACUAAGGAACCACACAGGCUGGCUAUAUGCAAUAGACAGAAGACUCACAUGGACCGUAAGUUGGGCGGAGGUGUGCGUGUGUUUGGGGACUGCGACGUGUUCAUGAAGGAGGUGAUGAGAGGGGUGCUGGAGGUUGAGGAGCUGACCACGUGGGAGGAGGCAAGACAAAAGAGGAUGAAGCACUAUGACAGUCAGAGGACGCCAGUGUGACUUGGAAGGGGAAAGGCUAUGUAGCCUCCUAUUAGUGCUGGCAAAGGAGACUCCGAUGUUAAGACUGUUGUAACUCCCCUUCUCUUGCCGUGACAAAGUCUGUGUAUCCAUCCAUCCAUUUCUGGCUCAAAAUGAGGAAUCUUUCAGGGAAUCAUCAGUAAAUUGGACACACAUUAUUGGCCAAGUCUUGUUCAGUUUUUAAAUUUUCAAAUCAUUUUUUGUUUCCAUGUGCUAGAAGUUGAAGAAGACAUUAUUUUGUGAUAGUGGACACAAUUAAUAUAUUUUGGGUGUUGCCCCUUAUACAUCUUUACACAUUGUCCUUCAUAUAUGAUAUAUAUAUAUUUACACACUCUUCAAACAUUUUGUAUGUAUAUUUAUUUAUUUUAUGACAUGAUGAAAUAGACCCAUUGCAGAUAUUUUGAGCACUUGUACUUCAAUUUAAUAAACAACAUUUUUUUUAA